AUGUACUCCGCACGGCCAACCGGUGCCGACGGUGCGACGAUCAAUCCUGCGGCUCUCAACUCUCCAGUCUUGUCCAACGCGCCACCCCGUGGCCACAAGCGGAAUCGACCUUCGGACACCCACGACACGCGCGAGCCUGGCGAUGACGAUACCUACCCGUCGCAGCGAAAACGCGCACGCCCGAUGAAGCCAUCCGACGCCAGCGGGCCACCGCCCGUCACCACGGCGCCCCAGGCCGGGCAGCCGCCGCAAACGCCCCAGUCCCAGACGUCUUCCCUGCCCAACCAGGCGACGCCCGCCUACUCGGCCCCCGUCGCCGCCGUUGCCGCGCCCCCCAAGACGACGCCGACGAAAUCGACGCUCAAGGCCCUCCCGACGGUCCGAGACCACACGACGGACCAGCUGAACCCGACGGGCGACGAGUACAUUCCCCGCGAGAUUGACGAGUUUGGCGAGAAGAAGGUGAUGAUGAACGGGCAGCUCUGCGGCGGUCGCAUCUACCGGUGCCGAACCUUCCUCGUCCCCAACAGAGGGGACAAGCUGUUCAUGCUCGCGACCGAAUGCGCCCGCGUCUUGGGCUACCGGGAUUCCUACCUCUUGUUCAACAAGAACAGGUCUCUCUUCAAGAUCAUCGCCAGCCAGGCGGAGAAGGAUGAUCUUGUUCAGCAGGAAAUCUUGCCCUUCUCGUACCGGUCGCGGCAGAUUGCCAUCGUCACGGCGCGAUCCAUGUUUCGCCAGUUCGGCAGCCGCGUCAUCGAAGGCGGCCGCAGGGUUCGCGACGAUUACUGGGAAACCAAGGCCCGGAAGCAGGGCUUCACCGAGGCCGAUCCUGCGGGCGAAAAGCGGCCGGGGGCAUCCAAGGCGCGCGAGGCCGCCGAAGCUCAGACCGCGCUCCUGAGCGCUCCGAACACAGAGAUUGUGUACAGCAAUCACCCUGGGCCGUACCCCGGCGCUCCGCAGCCUCACCUUGUUCAAGAGUACGGCGACACUCGGCCUCGGGACUUUGGCGUCAUCAUGAAAGGCGGUCCACGCCAGGAGAUCACCGGACCGCCGUACCAGGACCAGAGCAGACCGUCGCCGAUCCAGGAGAUCCACUCACAAGCGCACCAUGCGGCCGAGUUCAACAGGACCGUCACGCAGCAGCGCGACAUGCGGAACGAGUACAUGCAGAACAUUUGGCGGCGGCCGCACGAGCAGCCGCCGUCGUCGAGCAUGAGCCAGCAACCGGUAUCGUCGAGCGACGCGAACGCUUCGACGAACCGACCGUCCAGCUCUCCGCACACGGCCGCCACUGGCGUCAGCCAGCAGUCGGUCGUUUCUUCCCAGAGCCCGCAGAUGAUGAUGACGGCCGCACCGUACUCGCAGUCGAUUCAUGCGCAAAACCCGAUCGGCCAGGCGUCCAUGCGAAGCUCUUCCGGUAGCAUAAGCCAAGGCACCACCGCCGCCGGCUACAACUACCAGCAGCCGGGCCAGACCAUGUGGUCUCAGAACCAGCAGCAGCCUCCCGGUCCGGGCCACAACUACGGCAGCUACACGACGCAGUCCCAGCAGCAGCAGCAGCAGCAGCAGCAGCAGCAGCAGUCUCAUCAGUCACAACCGCCUGCGACGCAUUUGCGGCAGUCAAGCACGAGUCAGAUGCAACCCAACAUGCCGUUCCCUGCAAUGGGUGGGAUGCAGUACGGCACCAGCCAGGGCAUGUACCCGGCCGAGCAGACACCACGGGGAUACCUGCCGCAAAGCGCACCGGGCGGCCCCAACGUCACCCAGGCAUGGUCUGGACAGCACUCGCCCCCUCCGCAAUGGUGGGCGCCCCCGCAGCAGCCGCAGUAG
Messenger RNA from Drechmeria coniospora, 1830 nucleotides. Its product is annotated as RSC complex subunit Rsc7. The coding region runs from base 1 to 1830 and encodes 609 amino acids. Lineage: Eukaryota; Fungi; Ascomycota; Sordariomycetes; Hypocreales; Ophiocordycipitaceae. The record is from RefSeq and is a predicted model, not a curated record. The transcript is spliced from 5 exons.